Triticum aestivum (bread wheat) is the source of this 4544-nucleotide messenger RNA. RefSeq names its product putative disease resistance protein At1g50180. Bases 1981 to 4455 code for a protein of 824 amino acids. Gene Ontology annotation, molecular function: ADP binding. Gene Ontology annotation, biological process: defense response to other organism. Lineage: Eukaryota; Viridiplantae; Streptophyta; Magnoliopsida; Poales; Poaceae. The transcript is spliced from 3 exons. The record is from RefSeq and is a predicted model, not a curated record.
GAGGUGAACAUGCAUAACAUCGAUGGUACUUUCUGCAUAAGAGCUAGCCUGCAUGCUACGAGACAUGAAAGGAUUUGACCGACGCCCUGCAUGCUACUCUGUUUCGAUGUUGCUAUGCUACUCUGCUUUCUAAACUCUGUUUUCGGCAGCGACUCGGGCGGCCACCCAAACCCUAGCCGCCGCCGGCGGCCGCCAUCCACCCCUCCCCUCCGCCGCUGCUAAAGGGACGUCGUGAGGCAAAGCCGCGCGGCUGACGACAGCGGCGGGGGCCCUUUCGCGUCAGCGGGCGGCUCUCGGGCUCGGGCGGGGUCUCUCUUGCUGGCCUGCGCGCCGAUCUGAGGGUUGGUGCCUGGAUCCGGCGGUUUCCAGCCUCCUCGGCGGCGGCGUGGAGCUACGCGUGCGGGCGCGGAGUUGCGAGUGGGUGGCGCUGGGCGGAGGCCUGGGGGGCGCGGUGCCUCGGGCGCGAGAGCGCGGAUUGCUUGCUGAAUAGGCACCGGCGUCCCGUGGUGGGUGGCGCUGGUGUGGGGGCUUGGGCGCGGCGGUUUGGCUGGGUUGGCGCGCAGUAUGCGGCCGAUGCAGCUCCUGGUGCCCUGUCGCCCCAGAUCUGGCAGGCGGCGGCGUCUUCUCCUGCAUCCUAUCCCGCCUCUCCGUGCUUGUGCGCUGAUGGCACUAGUUGCUGGCUUUCGGGCCGGUCCAACUUGUGCGGGGGAGGGGGAGGUGGAGGGAGUCCCAGGAUCCACGGCGACGGUGCUUUGCGUCGUCUUCUCAUGGUGCAGUGGGGGUGCUCCUCUCCCCUCUCGGGGCCUGCUGCUGCGGUCGGAGGUAUGCCAGGUCUUGGAUUUUGAGGUGAUGGCCGAGUGUCUGGCUCCAGGUGAAAACCUUGCAAAAACUUAUGUUGAUGCCAGUAACGGCAGCGCCAUUUGGCGUCGUUCUCCUCCUUGGGGCGUUGCUGAGGAGUUCAGUUCACUCAAAAUCCCUCGAGUCCGGUUUCUCCGGGUGUAAGCCCAAGAUCUAGUUUUGCUAGAUCGGGCGACGACGGCGUCAGGGGCGUCGCUACCUCCUUGGAGGCGUCGUCUUGGAGACCAUGACUAUUAGUGGUAACCGAUGACUCGCGGGGGUGGCGGUGGAGUGUAACUGAUUUAUCUCUUUUCUUCCUCGUGUAUAUAUUUACCAAUUAGAUGGCCCCCUUCCAGCCUCCACAAUAACCUGGAAAAUCUGGAAAUUUUAUGUCACCCAUGGAGUUAACAUUGAAAUAAUUAGCCUCCACAAUAACCCAUUGAGUUUGCUAGACUUAUUGUGAAGCCUCAAAAGGAGCCUAUAUCUAAUUAGUUAGUAAUAGCACGUCAGAUAAUUAAGAAUCAGCCGGCCGGCAACUCCUAGUUUGUUUGGACCGUAAUGUAGUGAGGUGUGUUGUUAGAUUAUCAAAUCACAUGCAUGCUAGCAUGUUAGCUUGCUUCCAUCAACUACCAUAAAAAUAUAGUAAUGUUUUAGCUUGGCAAAGACCUGAACCCAUUCACAAGACACAGAAGUUAGUUUAUUUAGGAUGGCUACGUUGUUCAAGAAUUGAAAAUCACAUCCUUGUGUACUCGAUCCAAUGAACCACCACAACUUUUUGGGCAAAAACCACAGCUCAUGUCAACAAUGAAGUAGAAUAAGUCAUCUGGGCUGUUUCAAGCGUCAUAUCAUUCACAAAUCUUGAGACUUUGUUAACAUUAGGGCCGCUAUCAACGGCUAACAAGCCGCUGAAAUGGACGUGCAGUUUGGACGUUCACAUAUUAUAUGUGCUGAUAUAGCCAAGCACCAAAGCCUCCUUAGGAAGGCUUGACUCACAACACCGUGCACAUUGCCGGCGAUCGCCUUCAACACAACCUCCACGCACUAGAUGAGCGGAGCGGUGCACUGAAUUCAAGAAGGAAGUGCUCUACUAACCCCUUGGUCCAACGCCAGUUUAGGACACUGACUCCUGGCAAGGAUCGACCGAUGGCUGCAUCCGCUGUUGGCACCGUUCUUGGGAAUGUGGGCAAUCUUGCUGUUCGGGAGACCAAUUUAUUAUGCGGGGUCACCCUUGAAGUUACUUUCUUGAAAGAAGAGCUGAUGCGGCUGCAGGGCUACCUCAAAGAUGCCGACAGCAAACGGACAUCCGGAAACGCAAGUGUUGCUAUCUUGAUGAGUCAGAUCAGGGAUGCUGCAUAUGAGGCUGAGAAUGUCAUCGAAGCUGCAGAUUACAUGAAGAAGAGAAACAUGAUCAAGAAGGGCUUCAUGGGUGCAAUUUCAAGGUAUGCUCGCUUACCGAGUGACUUGACUACACUUCAUAAAAUUGGUGUUGAAAUUCAGCGUGUAAGAAGGAAGCUCAAUGAGAUAUUUCAGAGUGCAGAGCGGUUGAAAAUUGACUUUAGUACUCAUGUUGUAGAUGAGCAUCUAGAAGAUUGUGGACUUAUGUACCAAGACUUUAAGGAUGAUGUUGUCAUGGUUGGCUUCCAGAACGAGUACAAAGAAAUAGUAGAUAGAUUAGUUCAGGGAGGAAAUAUCCUUAGUGUUGUCUCCAUAGUUGCCAUGGGUGCGGCAGGAAAAACAACACUUGCUAGAAAAGUAUACAAUUCAUCUGAAGUCAAACAACACUUUGGGGCACUUAUUUGGGUAACUGUAUCCCAAAAGUUCAAGGUCAUUGAUUUAUUAAUGGAAAUUCUGAAACAAAUAUCAAAUGAAGGAGAUCAAUCUAGAAAAAUGGAUGGCAUGAAUGAGUAUGAGGUGGGAAACAAGAUCCAUCAUAUCCUCAUGAAAAAAAGAUACUUGGUAGUUCUCGAUGAUGUGUGGGAAACAGACACAUGGGAGCAACUAAAUAGGACAAUUAAAGCAUUUCCAGAUGCAGCUAACUGUAGUAGAGUACUAUUGACCACAAGAAAAGAAGAUGUUGCUAAUCAUGUUGAAAUGCCAACCCGUGUUCAUGCUUUGAAGUGUUUAGAUGAAGAGAAAAGUUGGGUACUUUUCAGUAGCAAAGCUUUACCAUCGUACAAAAGGUCAGACAUACAUGAUUUGGAUAAGUUUGAAAAACUAGGGAGGAAACUUGCAAAGAAAUGUCAAGGAUUACCACUUGCACUUGCAGUUUUAGGGGGUUAUCGAUCAAAAAAUCUCAACAUGCAAGCAUGGUCUGAUGUACUAUUGGGUUGGCCAGCAACCAAAGAUACGCAGAUGAUGCGAGACAUGAUAGCUCGCAGUUACAAAGACCUACCGCAUCAUUAUUUAAGAUCAUGUUUUCUCCACUUUGCUGCUUUUCCUGAGGAUUUUGUAAUAUCCAUGUCCGAUGUUAUGAAUUUAUGGAUAGCAGAGAGCUUCAUUCCUCACACACGAAAGCACACACUAGAAGAAACAGCACGCAAGUAUGUAACUGAAUUGGUCCAAAGAAAUUUAGUCCAAGUUUUCAAAACAAGCAAUAAAUAUGGAUGGAUAGAGAAUAUAAAGAUUCACGAUAUCAUACGUGACUGGUGCGUAGAAGAAGCAAUACAAGAUGGUUUUCUUGAUGUCAUCGAUGAAACUACUACUGGACAAGUUGGUGCACCAUCAUCUCGUAUCCCGACAUCCUAUCGUUCUUCUUUUCAAAACUCGAGUGAGCAUAUUUUACAUGCACCACCUAAUCUCCGAACUUUUCUUGGCUUUGGACUUUCAUCAGUAUCUUUUCCGGAGCUAAGAUUCCUAAGAGUUCUUCAUGUUGAGAAUGCGAACCUCGAUAAUCUCUCUGAGGUAAUUUGUGGGUGCAUUCACCUACGACACCUCAUGUUGAGAGGAUGCACAAACGUGACGAUCACAUCUUCAAUCGGGAAACUCCUUAACUUGCAAACUAUAUUUGUGACAAAGUCCUACCGGGGUAAUCAACGAGAAGCAUCAAACUCCCUCUGGGAUAUACCUACUCUUAGGUAUGUUGAUAUUCCUGAAAUUUCUCUGCCAAGGCGUAUGCAGAUUCCACAAGCCCUGCGGAAGCUUCAUAUACACUCUGCUGUGGGUGAAAAGGGUAAAGACCCGAUGCCCAUCUUGGGGAUGCUUCCUUGUCUUGUGGUGCUAGAGCUGGUUAGUUAUUGGGCCGGAACCAUGUCCUUUGCUGCCCAAGGGUUUCCCCGUCUGCAAGAGUUAAUACUUGAGAGUUGUAAUAUUCGCAACUGGGCAAUGGAGAUUGGGACAAUGCCAAAGCUAUUUCGCUUGUCAAUUCUUGAGCACGGGCCGUGCGAUGGAUUCCCCAAGGGGUUGCUGCACCUUCCAUCCCUCAAGCUUGUUUCACUGUGGAGGGUGGGAAUAGAUUAUUCAAAUGACAGAAUACUGCGAGGGCUGUAUCAGAAAGGAUGCCAAGUAACAAUGCAAGGGCUGCAUCAGGCGUUUGAUCUGUUUGAAUACGCUGCAAGGGCUGAAUCAGAAAGGAUGCAACGUAACAAUGCAAGUGCUGCAUCAGGUGUUCAGUCUGUUUGAUUGAACAAAUGUGUGGAUGUUGAGUAUUUUGUAUUGAAUGGUAUGUACUAUUCUUCAAUUCUUGUAUUGGAAUUAUCACAAACAAGCUA